This is a messenger RNA of Silurus meridionalis, 1382 nucleotides long. It is a transcript of the gene emx3, whose product is annotated as empty spiracles homeobox 3. Gene Ontology annotation, molecular function: DNA-binding transcription factor activity, RNA polymerase II-specific; DNA binding. The coding region runs from base 305 to 1000 and encodes 231 amino acids. Lineage: Eukaryota; Metazoa; Chordata; Actinopteri; Siluriformes; Siluridae. The record is from RefSeq and is a predicted model, not a curated record. Gene Ontology annotation, biological process: regulation of DNA-templated transcription. The transcript has 2 exons.
AAUUUACUUUAAUAGGCUAAUCACCAAACCGCAAAAAAAAAAAAAAAAGCUUCAUAACUUUUCACACCGGUUAUGACUUCGACUAUCCAAGUGAUCAGGUGUGUUUUAAAAGCUGAAUGGUGCUAAACUCGUCACGCGCUCGCCAGUGAGUAUCCCAGCACGGGAUUCCCAAUUUGUUCAAAAUCCACAUGCACAUAUAUAUUUUUUAAAGCAAAUACAAGUAGAUGUGUUAGGAGAUGAGCUUUUCAAAACAGGCGUAAUCCCUUUAAAACUCCGGUGUGCUGAAUGGCAGCGAAACUCGCCGAUGCUCGCGUUUAAAAGCGCGAGCGCUUUUCCGCCCUUCCUUCAUUCCGCACUGAGCUCGUCGACGCGCAACAUGGACACGACGUGUUGCAGAGGAACGCCACGUUUUCCACCGAGAGCGCCAGCGAACACCUUCAGCAUCGAUUAUAUCCUCUCAUCGGGACACCGCAAGCCCACGGCGGACAUCCAGGAGGCUUACACACAACCCAAAGUGAUCAUGCGUGGAGCUUUAUUUCCAACCUUCACGACCAGGCCUUUCGUCGGUGCCUUCGGAUCGGCGUGCGUUUACGCUCCUCACGUAUACCACCACCGCCAGAACGCUGCGUACAGACACACGGAGAGGCGACUUCCUGAUGGACACCGGACAUCUGAUUUAACAUACACCGGAGAUUUCAGCCUGAAGACGUGCAGGCGGAUCCGCACGGUGUUCAGCGCGGAGCAGCUCCACAAGCUGGAGGAGGUUUUCGCAAAGCAGCGCUACAUGACCGGCUCGGAGAAAGUGCUGCUCGCCUCGGCGCUGCGGCUCACCGAAACCCAGGUGAAAGUAUGGUUUCAGAACAGGAGGACCAAAUGGAGGAAGAGUCGAGAGCUCGGAGAACAAGUGAAGGAGGAGUGCAAUGACUUAAAGCAGGAGACGUUCACUGGAGGAGAUGGAGAGCUCAAGUCUGUGGACAGUGAUGAAGCUCCUGAAACAUGAACACGGAAACAUAUGGGAAUCUCUUAGCGUUCUUGUUAAACAAGAAAUCAAGGCAUCAUGUCACUAUGUGGCUUUAUAACCAGUACUGUUUAUUUAUAUAUAUAUAUAUAUAUAUAUAUAUAUAUAUAUAUAUAUAUAUAUAUAUAUAUAUAAACAGUAUAUAUUUAGAGCGCUUUUAGUUAAUGAUGAAAAUGAAAUUGUAUUAUAAUUCUUUUAUUUUUUUUAAUUUUUUGGAAUAAUUAUUGUUUCAGCUCGUGCUUGACGUUUCAUCCAUUGUUGAAUUUUGUGUUUUAUUGUUAGCAUUUUAUUAAUAUUCUUUUCCGAAUGUUGCAUUUGCCUGUUUGCGUGUUUUUCUUGAGAUUAAAUAAAUCAUUUGUUGCAA